AUGUCGAGCGAGAAGCCGGCUUCAGCACCACCGGGCUCCGCUUCUUCGCUCACGGACACGGACCGAGACCCGCACCCCGGGCCGGGCUCCUCCGCGCCGCAGCCGCAGCAGCAGCAGCAGCAGGUCGCCGCGGCGGUCGCUAGCUCCGGCGCCGUCACAGGGGAGAGGAUGGUGUCCGCAGCCGGCUCCAUGGUCCUCCCGGCCGGGGCGAUCAACCCCGCCGCCGUGCCGAUCAGGAAUAUCCAGAUGAAAUUCGCCGUGCUGGUGGGCCUGAUCCAGGUCGGGGAGGUUAGCAACCGGGACAUCGUGGAGACGGUGCUGAACCUGCUGGUGGGCGGCGAGUUUGACCUGGAGAUGAACUUCAUCAUCCAGGAGGCGGAGAGCAUCGGCUGCAUGGUGGAGCUGCUGUCCCACUGCGAGGUGACGUGCCAGGCUGAGAUCUGGAGCAUGUUCACGGCCAUCCUCCGCAAGAGCGUGCGCAACCUGCAGACCAGCACGGAGGUGGGCCUCAUCCAGCAGGUGCUGCUGAAGAUGAGCACGGUGGACGACAUGAUCGCAGACCUUCUGGUGGACAUGCUGGGAGUCAUGGCCAGUUACAGCAUCACAGUCAAGGAGCUGAAGCUGCUCUUCAGUAUGCUGAGGGGAGACAAUGGCAUCUGGUGCAGUGCCACUCUGCUGGCGUUCCUGGUGGAGCUGUUGAAGAGCUCGGUGGCCAUGCAGGAGCAGAUGCUGGGAGGGAAGGGCUUCCUGGUGAUUGGAUACCUGCUUGAGAAGUCGUCCCGGGUCCACAUCACCAGAGCCGUACUGGAACAGUUCCUGUCCUUCGCCAAGUAUCUGGAUGGUUUACCUCACGGAGCGCCACUCCUCAAACAGCUCUGUGACCAUGUCCUGUUCAACGCGGCCAUCUGGAUACACACCCCUGCCAAGGUCCAGCUGUCCCUCUACACCUACCUGUCGUCGGAGUUCAUCGGCACCGCCACCAUCUACACCACCAUCCGCCGCGUGGGCACCGUCCUGCAGCUGAUGCACACUCUGAAGUACUACUACUGGGCCAUCAACCCGCUGGAGUGCAGUGGAAUCAGCCCCAAAGGUCUCGAUGGACCGCGGCCGUCCCAGAAGGAGAUCAUCUCGCUCAGGGCCUUCAUGCUCCUCUUCCUCAAACAGCUGAUACUGAAGGACCGGGGCGUGAAGGAGGACGAGCUGCAGAGCAUUCUCAACUACCUACUGACCAUGCAUGAGGAUGAGAACAUCCACGACGUGCUCCAGCUGCUGGUGGCUCUGAUGUCUGAGCACCCGGCGUCCAUGAUCCCUGCAUUCGAUCAGAGAAAUGGAAUAAGGGUGAUCUGCAAACUCCUGGCCUCCAAGAGCGAGAGCAUCCGGGUCCAAGCCCUCAAAGUCCUGGGCUACUUCCUCAAGCACCUCGGUCACAAGAGGAAGGUAGAGAUCAUGCACACGCACAGUCUGUUCACGCUGCUGGGUGAGAGGCUGAUGAUGCACACUAACACCGUCUCCAUCACCACCUACAACACGCUGUACGAGAUUCUGACCGAGCAGGUCUGCACUCAGGUGGUCCACAAACCCCACCCCGAGCCCGAUUCCACUGUCAAGAUCCAGAACCCCAUGAUUCUGAAAGUAGUGGCGACCCUCCUGAAGAGCUCCUCUCCCAGUGCCGAGCUGAUGGAAGUCAGGAGACUCUUUCUCUCCGACAUGAUCAAGCUCUUCAGCAACAGCCGCGAAAACCGCCGCUGCCUGCUGCAGUGCUCCGUGUGGCAGGACUGGAUGUUCUCCCUCGGAUACAUCAACCCCAAGAGCCCCGAGGAGCAGAAAAUCACCGAGAUGGUGUACAACAUAUUCAGGAUCCUGCUCUACCACGCCAUCAAAUACGAAUGGGGCGGCUGGAGGGUGUGGGUCGAUACCCUGUCCAUCGCACACUCCAAGGUGACCUACGAGGCCCACAAGGAAUACUUAGCUAAGAUGUACGAGGAGUACCAGCGUCAGGAGGAGGAGAACAUGAAGAAAGGGAAGAAAGGAUGUGUGUCCACCAUCUCUGGGCUCUCUGCUGUGCCCGCCCCUGUGGUCAACGGGAACCUGGAGAUCGACGACAACUCCCAGACACAGACGCCGGAGAGCGAGGCUGAAUACAGCGAGGGGGCCAACCUCCUGGCUGAAGGCGCCGUGAAGCGACCCAACGGAGAGGCCCUGACGCCCGGGGAGCAGGGCGCCGGGCCGGGCGUCAGGGUGGAGGUCCACGACCUGCUGGUGGACAUUAAAGCCGAGAAAGUAGAGGCCACAGAGGUGAAGCUGGAUGACCUCGACCUGUCUCCUGAAGGCCUUAGUGGAGGUGUGGUUGUAGUAGGUGGGGGGGGAAUGGAGAACGGGCCUCUGGUGGAGGUGGACUCUCUCCUGGACAGUGCUUACUGCGCUGUCGUCCAGAACAUGAACGGGAGUCUGGCGCCUAAAGAUGACACGCCGGCCUCAGGGGUUGGACUGGGGCCCAGCCUGGGGCUCUCGGGGGUCAGCCUGGAGGAUGAUGGGAACAUGGGGCCGCUCAUCACUUUGGCUGAUGAGAAGGACAGCGUCCCGAGCAACAACGGGUUUCUCUUCAGCAAGGUUGAUGAGAAGCUGCUUCCAGCUCUGGCGGCCACAGACCCCCUCGUGCUGCCCAGUCCAGACCAGCCCACUUCAUCCGGCCCAGUACCGUCCCUCUCCACCACCAGCGCCAGUGACGACCUCAGUCUGCUCGCCCACAUGACCAGCUGCGGCUCUGAUCUACAGACACAGAGCCACACAGCCGGGGAGCUACCGGAGGACGGGCUCUUCAAGAUCCAGAGCCCUAUCGCUGACAUCAGCUCCAUCGCUGAGGCCGAGAGCCAGAUCCAGAUCCAGGCGGCCUCCAGACCAGAUUUCCCAGAGGGAGAGGGCACGGCCGGGGCAGAGGGAGAGGCUGCGGGGCUGAAGACGGGCGGAGACACGGCCAGCACCACCUCUGACACAGAGAGGUCGGACGACGGGAAGGACAAAGACACAAAGAAGAUCCAAACUACCGCGACUACUCAGGCCCUUCACGGCCGCACCGCCGCGCAGUUGGAGCGGGACCUCCGCGUGGACCUGGGCUUCAGGGGAAUGCCCAUGACGGAGGAGCAGCGCCGGCAGUUCAGCCCCGGCCCACGCACGACCAUGUUCCGUAUCCCCGAGUUCAAGUGGUCCCCCAUGCACCAGAGGCUGCUCACCGACCUGCUGUUCGCCCUGGAGACCGACGUGCACGUGUGGAGGAGCCACUCAACCAAGUCGGUGAUGGAUUUCGUGAACAGCAAUGAAAACAUCAUCUUCGUCCACAACACCAUCCACCUCAUUUCUCAGAUGGUGGACAACAUCAUCAUCGCCUGUGGAGGCAUCCUUCCUCUCCUGUCCGCCGCCACCUCCCCUUCCAGUUCUAAGAAUAGUGCCAACGCUAAGGCAGGAGGAGCCGGACCCCAGAGGGGGUCAAAGGGAGAGGAGGUGGCCCCUGUUCCUGGGGGAGGAGGCACAGGGGGAGAGACGGAGCUGGAGAACAUCGAGGCCACGCAGGGCAUGUCCUCGGAGACGGCGGUCACCUUCCUCUCGCGCCUCAUGGCCAUGGUGGACGUGCUGGUGUUCGCCAGCUCCCUCAACUUCAGCGAGAUCGAGGCAGAGAAGAACAUGUCGUCGGGGGGGCUGAUGAGGCAGUGUCUCCGCCUGGUUUGCUGUGUGGCGGUGAGGAACUGUCUGGAGUGCCGGCAGAGACAGAGAGACCGGAGCUGCAAGUCCUCCUUAACCAGCAGCAAGUCACAGGACAGCCUCCACAGUGCCUCCAACACCAGCAAGCAGGAUCCAGACAGACUCCUGCAGGAUGUGGACAUCAACCGUCUCCGAGCUGUAGUAUUCAGAGAUGUGGACGACAGUAAGCAAGCUCAGUUCCUGGCGCUGGCAGUCGUCUACUUCAUCUCGGUCCUCAUGGUGUCUAAGUACCGGGACAUCUUGGAACCCCAGCGGGAGAUUUGCAGAUCCACCAGCCUAUCAGGGAGAAGCAUCCGCCACGAGAUCAACUCCCCAACCAGUACAGAGCACCCAGCCACAGCCUUCUCCGACAAGCAGACCCCCACCCCCGUGGAUGACUCUCCCCGGGCCGGGCUCCCCCACACGGACUCGGGCAUCGGAGAGGAGGGUCACGUGGCCGGGUCCCUGAACGGCUCGGAGAUGGGUCUCGGCCUCGGCCUGGGCCUGGUCGGGAGAGAGACAGACAGGGAUCGAGAUAGAGACAUGGGGGGAGGAGGAGGAGGAGGAGGAGGCACGGAUCUGUUGUGCAGCCUGUCUGACGUCAGGAGGUCACAGGAGAGCCUUCUGGAUUCUCCCCACAACCCCGGCUCCCACCCCAACGCCCCGCCCUCGUCCAUCUCCAGCAUCAGUCAAACAAACAAAGGCAUCAAUGUCAAGGAGAUCCUGAAGAGUUUGGUGGCAGGACCAGUCGAUGGAGGAGACUUGGGUCAGGAGUCGGGGCCGACGCCCUACCACCCCGACCCCGCCCUGAAGACACACCCCAUGCUGCCCAUGCAGUUCCACUCCUUCGACAGGAGUGUUGUGGUUCCAGUCAAGAAGCCGCCACCCGGCAGCCUGUCAGUCAACACCGUGGGCACACCCACCACUGGCGGGUCGACCACCGCGGGCUCCACACCCAACAUCUUUGCUGCCGCGACAGCAACACCGAAGAGCAUGAUCAACACUACAGGUGCCACAGACUCCGCCUCCUCUUCCUCCUCCUCCUCUUCGUCGUUCGUCAACGGGGCCACGAGUAAGAAUCUGCCGGCGGUGCAGACGGUGGCUCCCAUGCCAGAAGACACGAUGGAGAACAUGAGUGCCUAUUGUGAGGUGGCGCAGUGUGCGCUGCGCAGCGGGCAGACGCCCCCUGAGCUCAAGUCCUUUAGCUCCCUGGCAGGCUUCCAGACUGCCCCCCGAGAUGCAGGACAGUGUUUUAGCAUCACCACCAAGCUGGAGCGCGCCCUGGAGAAGGUGGCGCCGCUGCUGAGGGAGAUCUUUGUGGACUUCGCCCCCUUCCUGUCCAGGACGCUGCUGGGUAGCCAUGGGCAGGAACUGCUCAUAGAAGGUACAGGCCUGGUGUGUAUGAAGUCAAGCACGUCUGUGGUGGAGCUUGUGAUGCUGCUCUGUUCUCAGGAAUGGCAAAACUCCAUUCAGAAGAACGCUGGUCUGGCUUUCAUUGAGCUGAUCAAUGAGGGAAGACUUCUGUGUCACGCCAUGAAGGAUCACAUUGUGCGCGUUGCCAACGAGGCCGAGUUCAUCCUGAACAGACAGAGAGCGGAGGACGUUCACAAGCACGCUGAGUUUGAGUCGAACUGUGCCCAGUAUGCCGCGGACCGGAGGGAGGAGGAGAAAAUGUGUGACCACCUCAUCAGCGCCGCUAAGCACAGAGAUCAUGUGACCGCCAACCAGCUGAAGCAGAAGAUCCUCAACAUCCUGACCAAUAAGCACGGAGCGUGGGGGACAAUGUCCCAGAGCCAAUUACAUGACUUCUGGCGUCUCGACUACUGGGAGGACGACCUGAGGAGGAGACGGAGAUUUGUGCGAAAUGCCUUUGGCUCCACCCACGCCGACAUGUCACUCAAAGCCCUGGAGGACUAUGGAACAGAAGAGGAAGAGGAGGGGGUGAAGUCGAAAAAGAAUUUGCGCAACCACUCAGUAGUCGCCCAGAACCCGGAGGCGGAGUUAAUGCUGGAGGGAGAUGAUGACGCCGUCAGUCUGCUGCAGGAAAAAGAGAUUGAUAACCUUGCAGUACGUUUCCGUCCGAGGCUUUUUAUCUCCAAAGGACCCGUGGUUCUGAGCACCCCCGCUCAGCUGGUGGCUCCUGUGGUGGUGGCUCGCGGCACUCUGUCCAUCACCACGACCGAGAUCUACUUCGAGGUGGACGAGGACGACCCUGCCUUCAAGGACACGGACGCUAAAGUCCUGGCCUACUCAGAGGGUCUGCACGGCAAAUGGAUGUUCAGUGAGAUCCGAGCUGUGUUUUCCAGACGAUACCUGCUGCAAAACACCGGACUGGAGGUCUUCAUGGCCAACAGGACGUCUGUGAUGUUUAACUUCCCCGACCAGUCCACGGUCAAACGGGUGGUUUACAGUCUCCCCCGGGUCGGGGUCGGAACGAGUUACGGGCUCCCCCAGGCCAGGCGGAUUUCCUUAGCAACCCCUCGUCAGCUCUUCAAGUCGUCCAACAUGACUCAGCGCUGGCAGAGGAGAGAGAUCUCCAACUUCGAGUACCUCAUGUUCCUCAACACCAUUGCAGGGAGAACCUACAAUGAUCUGAACCAGUAUCCCAUCUUCCCCUGGGUCUUGACCAACUACGAUUCAGAGGAGCUCGAUCUCACUCUACCUGGAAACUUCAGAGACCUCUCCAAGCCAAUCGGUGCCCUGAAUCCCAAGCGGGCAGCCUUCUACGCAGAGCGCUACGAGACGUGGGACGACGACAGCACGUCCCCUCACCACUACACCACCCUGUACUCCACCGCUCACUCAACCCUGAUGUGGAUGCUCAGAAUAGAGCCGUUCAGCACGUUCUUCCUCAACGCCAACGACGACAAGUUCGACCAUCCAGACAGAUCCUUCUCCGGCAUCGGCCACUCGUGGAGGAACUGCCAGAGGGACACGGCUGACGUCAAGGAGCUGAUCCCAGAGUUCUACUAUUUGCCCGAGUUGUUUGUCAACAGCAACGAGUACGAGCUGGGGAUGCGUGAGGACGGCGUCCCCGUGUGUGACGUGGAGCUUCCCGCCUGGGCCAAGAAACCUGAAGACUUUGUCCGCAUCAACCGGAUGGCGCUGGAGAGUGAGUUUGUGUCGUGCCAGCUUCACCAGUGGAUCGAUCUGAUAUUUGGCUACAAGCAGCGGGGGCCGGAGGCGGUCCGAUCCCUCAACGUGUUCGACUUCCUGUCCUACGAGGGGUCGGUCACCCUGGACAAUUUGGACGCUCCGCAACGCGAGGUUAUUGAGAUGCAGAUUCAGCUCUGUGGUCAAGUCCCCUCCCAGCUGCUGAUAGAGCCACACCCCCCUCGCUCCUCCGCCAUGCACCUGUGUUUCCUUCCCCAGAGCCCUCUGAUGUUUAAGGAUCAGAUGCAGCAGGACGUCAUCAUGGUGCUGAAGUUCCCCUCCAACUCCCCCGUCACGCACGUCGCCGCCAACACGCUCCCCCACCUCAGCAUCCCGGCGGCUGUCACCGUCACGUGCAGCCGGCUGUUCGCAGUCAACCGCUGGCACAACACAGUCGGCCUUCGAGGAGCUCCAGGAUACUCCCUGGAACAGGCUCAUCAUCUCCCCAUCGAGAUGGACCCUCUCAUAGCAAACAACUCGGGCGUGAACAAGCGUCAGAUCACUGACCUGGUCGACCAGAGCAUCCAGAUCAACACGCACUGUUUUGUGGUGACGGCCGACAACCGCUACAUCCUGGUGUGCGGCUUCUGGGACAAGAGCUUCCGGGUUUACUCCACUGAGACUGGAAAACUGACCCAGAUCGUCUUUGGCCACUGGGAUGUGGUGACGUGUCUGGCGCGGUCAGAGUCCUACAUCGGAGGAGACUGCUACAUCGUGUCCGGCUCCAGAGACGCCACUCUUCUUCUGUGGUACUGGAGUGGACGACACCACAUAAUAGGCGACAACCCCAAUAACAGUGACUAUCCUGCUCCCAGAGCGGUGCUGACGGGACACGACCACGAGGUGGUGUGUGUCUCUGUCUGUGCGGAGCUGGGGUUGGUCAUCAGUGGAGCUAAAGAGGGCCCGUGCCUGGUCCACACCAUCACAGGGGACCUGCUGAGGGCCCUGGAGGGACCCGAGCUGUGUCAGCGGCCCCGCCUCAUCUCAGUGUCCAGCGAGGGCCACUGCAUCAUCAACUACGAGAGAGGCCGCUUCUGCAACUUCAGCAUAAACGGGAAACUGCUGGCACAAAUGGAGGUCAACGACUCCACACGGGCCAUCCUGCUGAGCAGCGACGGGCAGAACCUGGUCACAGGAGGUGAUAACGGAGUCGUGGAAGUGUGGCAGGCGUGUGACUUCAAACAGCUUUACAUCUACCCAGGCUGUGAUGCCGGCAUCCGCGCCAUGGACCUCUCCCACGACCAGAGGACCCUAAUCACUGGCAUGGCGUCCGGCAGCAUUGUGGCGUUUAACAUAGACUUCAACCGCUGGCACUACGAACACCAGAACAGGUACUGAGGUCCGCCGGUUCGAGGAGGAGGGAAGGAGAGAAGAAGGAGAGAUGAAUAAAGGAGACGAUGCAUUGUUCUGUGUAUCUGCGACGCGAGGGGGCGACAGGCACUGAGAGGAAGAGGAAAAAACAAGAACCGGACCUGAGGCUCUAUUCUGAUGAGAAGUUUGCU
Messenger RNA from Pleuronectes platessa (European plaice), 8390 nucleotides. Its product is annotated as neurobeachin. Lineage: Eukaryota; Metazoa; Chordata; Actinopteri; Pleuronectiformes; Pleuronectidae. Gene Ontology annotation, biological process: intracellular protein localization. Gene Ontology annotation, molecular function: protein kinase binding. The transcript has 55 exons. Gene Ontology annotation, cellular component: cytosol; membrane. The coding region runs from base 1 to 8226 and encodes 2741 amino acids. The record is from RefSeq and is a predicted model, not a curated record.